This is a messenger RNA of Suillus bovinus, 1368 nucleotides long. RefSeq lists its product as uncharacterized. Bases 1 to 1368 code for a protein of 455 amino acids. The record is from RefSeq and is a predicted model, not a curated record. NCBI's taxonomy places the organism in Eukaryota, Fungi, Basidiomycota, Agaricomycetes, Boletales, Suillaceae. The transcript has 11 exons.
AUGGUACCGGUGCUUGCUCACGACCAUCAUGGAGCGGACCUUACAGAAGAACAACUACAUGCCCCAGUAGAUGCCACUCUCUGGAUACAUAUCGCCCUCCAAGCCAUCGUAUGGGGUUUCAUCUUCCCCGCAGGCAUGGUACUCGGACUUACACGAAGUAGAUGGCAUGUUCCCGUACAAAGUCUCGCCUUUGCCCUAACUUUUGGUGGCAUCAUUCUCGGCCAUGCCCAUGGCGGUCGGCGGUUCCCUUCUUCCGCACACUCCCAUAUCGGAUCAUGGAUUUUGGUCCCUAUCUUCGCCCAGCUGGGCCUUGGAAUCUAUCUUAAGCUUCAUAUUCAUGAACGUACCUUACGGCCAUACGCUGUGCGCGCCCAUGGUAUUUUAGGACGUAUAUGGCCCAUCCUUGGUUGGGUUCAGGGUUUGUUUGGCGUCAUCACGCUGGGGGGGUUCUCCGGGGAGUCGGGGGCUGGACAAUGGCCUGCGCACUAUAUCAUGGGAAGUGCAUUCAUUGGCUAUGGUAUGAUCAUGGCGCUCUUACUCGUCGUCGGCGACAACUGGGUCCGCCGCAGCGGUCGCAGCCUGGAAUGGUGGGACUCCUGGGUGAUUAUGCUUUGGGGCAUGGUCAAUACAUUUACUGAGCACCACGGCGGUGAAUGGAGUGUGGAAGAUAUGCAGCACACGAUUCUUGGUAUACUCUGGUGGGCUGGAGGUGCUCUUGGCAUCUUUCUGUCUCGGAAUAAUCAGAGAAAUGUCGUCCCUGGCGUCAUCAUAAUAUUAACUGGGUGGGCUAUGUCAGACCAUGCCCAGGCUUUGAUGUUGUCCACGAAGGUUCACUCCAUGUUUGGAUACUCGCUGAUGCUUGCCGGCCUUGCACGUAUCCUUGAACUUUGUUUCAUACAGCUGCCGUCCUCAUCCCUAUCGGAGACACCUCCACUGGGUGAUAAUGAUUCAGAACAUACUCUGACAUCUCCUGCACCCAAAGAUGCCAGUGUUGCCACGAAACCAAAUGCCUCUCGGACAUUUAGGCACUUGCCACCGUUCUUGUUAAUUGCUUCUGGGUUACUCUUUAUGUCUGCUACGGACGAGGAGCUCGAAGCUGUUCACGAGGAAGGAAUAGAUCACGUCACAUAUGUGCUGUCGAUGUAUAGCAUUGCAUUCCUGUUCUACCUCAUCACUGUCUUUUUGCUGCACCUUUACUCUACGUCUGGGCGGAAUGCGUCUUCUGCGCAGCAGCCCAGUGUUAUCUUUUCCGCUGAGGGCAUCGAGCUGUCAGACACGACUAAUGCGAGUAAGUGGUAUGCACCACUACCAAGGGAGGAAGGGACGUCUGCAGCAGUGCAUGUACUUGGAGAGGACGAAGAUAAUUGA